Messenger RNA from Odontomachus brunneus, 1133 nucleotides. RefSeq lists its product as uncharacterized. The transcript is spliced from 3 exons. NCBI's taxonomy places the organism in Eukaryota, Metazoa, Arthropoda, Insecta, Hymenoptera, Formicidae. The coding region runs from base 548 to 1021 and encodes 157 amino acids. The record is from RefSeq and is a predicted model, not a curated record.
AACAUGUAAAAUUUACGUUACACUUUGUAAGUAGAAAUUAUUUUACUCAUCGUCCUUUCGUUGGCAAUAUGCUAGCAGUAUAAUAUUAACAGAAUAUGAUAACAGAUUGAUGACAGGAACUAAACAAAAUAUAUCAUUUCGUAACUGUUCAAGUGGAAUAUAUAAAUAUAUAUUGGCAUAUGGUUAUGCAAAAGAAUAGGUUCUACUUUGUUUUUUGCUGGAAAUUCGUUAUUAUAUUAUGUUGACAAGUUUUAACUGAAGACGAACUAAAUGCAGACACAAUUGAUGCUAGUCGGCUAAUAAACUGCCAGUAUGCUAUUAACAUUUUAUGUUUACUGAGUAUAUUUAUAAAUAUGUAUAAUUUUAAUAUUAUAUAUUAUAUUAUAAUGGUGUUAAUAAUUAUCCAUAUAGCACAGAAGAUGGACAUUGCUGUAAUAUUGUAAACAUUGCUACAACGUUGCAGCAAUGUUGCUGUAAGCUUCCGUGCUAUAUGGGCACAUAUAUAUUAUAAUGCACGAUUCUAGAUUUAUAUUUCUUUUGUAAAAAAAUGAACAAUACUAUUGAAUGUAUAUUAAAAUGUGUGCUUAAAAAUAAACGACGAGCAUUACAAAAGCCGACAUGUCUACUAAUAUCAACAGAGCAGGAGAUGGAAGCUUUUGAAAUUAUUGACGAGGAUAUCUAUGAAGAAAUAGUGGACUAUCUGCAAUAUAUUGGAGGAUUUACUAUUAAGGAAGCAAUCAAUUUAUCCUUUAAGGAAGUAAUAAAAGACAGUUUAAUGAUGGUAUACACGUGGUUUGGCCGUGAACGAAGUUCCAAGCCAUUAUAUAAAACGCGGAUAAUAAUGACAAUUUAUGAUGCUGUUUGUAAUAAUCGGCAUUUUAAUAAACCGACGAGAUCAGACUUCCAAGCGUAUGCAAGAGAAGCUUUGCGCUCAGCAAAACAGACCCAACAAACACAGAUAUAUAACAGUUACAUUGCCGUAAUGAAACGGAAUGUAAUAUGCAAUAUAACUUGUAUAUAGUAGGUUUUAUAGACGUUCGUUGUAAUUUCCUAUUCACACGUGUUACAGUUAUAUAACGUGAAUAUAACAUAAAAGUAACAUGUGACUAAAAAGUUAUAUAAGAGUUAUAUGU